CUCGACACUCGAAUGUGAUGCGAAGAGACAAGAGGAACCAGAAACACCAACCCUUACAUGCUCAGAAUGGCUCAACAGCUAACAAAUGAAGAAGGGACCACGUUAAUUCAUUCACAAAGAGUUGCUGGAAAAUCAAGAAGUUCAACGAUAUCUGCAACUUUUAAUUUUAUCAAUUCCAUCAUAGGAUCAGGGACUAUAGGAUUGCCGUACGCGCUGAACCAGGCAGGGCUGCCAUUUGGCCUCCUGCUUUUGACAGCUGUUGGCUUAAUCACAGACUACUCAAUCAUUUUAUUAAUUAAAGGAGGCAACCUCUCCGGGACAAACAGUUAUCAGUCACUGGUGCAAAGCACAUUUGGUUUCUCUGGAUUCUUGAUUUUGUCUGGACUGCAGUUCCUUUAUCCUUUCAUUGCCAUGAUUAGCUACAACAUCACGACUGGUGACACACUGACCAAAGUAUUUCAGAGAAUACCAGGAGUCGGCCCCGAUCACAUACUUGCCGAGCGUCACUUUGUGAUUUUGCUGUCAACCGUUGUGUUCACGCUGCCCCUUUCCCUGCAUCGAAACAUAGAGAGACUUGGGAAGGUGUCCUUACUGUCAAUGGUGCUCACACUUGCGAUCCUCGUCAUUGUAGUCGUCAGAGCAGCUACCUUCGGAGGCCAAAUUCUCCCUACAGAGAACGCAUGGGCUUUUGCAAAGUGGAAUGCAAUUCAAGCUGUUGGUGUCAUGUCUUUUGCCUUUAUAUGCCACCACAACAGCUUUCUCAUCUAUGGCUCUCUGAAGCAGCCCACUCUGGCUAACUGGUCUCAAGUCACUCACGUCUCAGUUGGUUCUUCACUAAUAAUCAGUGCAGUGUUUGCUGUUGCUGGCUAUACCACCUUCACUGGCUACACACAAGGAGACAUUUUUGAGAACUACUGCAGAGAUGAUAACCUGGCAACAGUCGGUCGGUUCUUUUUCGGCCUCAGUAUAAUGACCACAUAUCCACUGGAGUGUUUUGUGACACGAGAAGUGGUAGCCACUGUCAUUUGCAGUCGGGAUCUUUCAAAGUUUGAACACGCGGCCAUAACCGUGCUCAUUGUUGCAGUUUGCACAUCGAUAUCUUUGGUCUACAACUGUCUCGGAGUUGUUUUGGAGCUGAAUGGUGUCCUGAGUGCCACACCUCUGAUCUUCAUCAUUCCAUCAGCGUGCUUCCUCAAGCUCUCUCCUGGCCGCUGGUUCCAGGGUGAAAACUUGAUAUCUACCAUUUUGAUCAUAAUUGGCUUGUUUGUCAUGAUCACUGGGUUGACCAUGACCAGCCUCUACCCUCAAGACUGUACACAUGGUAUAGAUAUGUUCUACUGUGCAGAUGUCAACGUCUCUGGCACGGCAUCACCUGAAUGAAAGGAAAUGUCCUCCUGAUGU
Solea solea (common sole) is the source of this 1401-nucleotide messenger RNA. RefSeq names its product solute carrier family 38 member 11 (gene slc38a11). The record is from RefSeq and is a predicted model, not a curated record. Bases 58 to 1380 code for a protein of 440 amino acids. NCBI's taxonomy places the organism in Eukaryota, Metazoa, Chordata, Actinopteri, Pleuronectiformes, Soleidae. The transcript has 12 exons. Gene Ontology annotation, biological process: amino acid transmembrane transport. Gene Ontology annotation, molecular function: amino acid transmembrane transporter activity.